Messenger RNA from Striga asiatica, 1976 nucleotides. Lineage: Eukaryota; Viridiplantae; Streptophyta; Magnoliopsida; Lamiales; Orobanchaceae. The record is from the annotation of a GenBank genome assembly.
UAUGAACAAGGAUACAAAUUUGUCAUUGGUGUGCACCCUCAAAGCCUAAAAUGUCAUGCUUCCAUUUUUCAUCAAUAUUUUCGGAGAAGAUUUUCUUUGUGGUCGAUGAAGAAAGACCCGGAUCUCGAAUCAGCUUUGUCUCGAAAUCGUAGAUGGGUGGUGAAUAAUCAGAUCAAGAACAUAAUCCUUAGAUGUCCGAAUCAAGUUGCUCCCAUUGAUUAUCUUCAGAAAAAAUUCAAAAGCCUCGAUCUUCAGGGCAAGGCACUUAAUUGGGUAAAGAAGUACCCUUGCUGCUUCGAAGUGCACCUCGAGAAUGAUAAGUAUUUUUGUCAGUUAACGAAAAGGAUGAAAAGUUUCUGGUCGAUGAGGAAGAAAGCGUUUGAGAUUUGCAGGAACCGGUUUUCGUAAAGCGAUUGGCAAAGUUGUUGAUGUUGAGUAGAAACAAAAGACUCAGUGUUAUGAAAAUCAAUGAAUUGAAGAGAAAUUUCGGCUUUCCUGAUGAUUAUUUACUUCGGAUUGUUCCUAAGCACACAGACAUGUUCAGAGUCAUCAAUUAUACCGGGAGGCGAAGUUCAAUGGAUAUUGAGCUUAUAUCAUGGAAUCCAGAUUUUGCAGUUUCGGCAGUUGAGAUGUUAGCUCAGAAGGAAAAUCGCGAGCCGUGCUUUACAUGUUCUUUGCCAGAAAAUUGGAUGAAAUCAUGGGAGAGAUUUCGAGAGUUCAAUUCCACCCCAUACAUUUCACCGUAUGUGGAGUUGACAGGCGAAUCACACGAAACGGACAAGAGAACCAUAGGUUUGGUGCAUGAGUUAUUAUCUCUGACUUUGUGGAAGAAAGUAUCGAUUGCCAAAUUAGGUCAUUUUAGAAGAGAAUUCUGCUUACCUGAGAAAUUAAAUGUUUUGCUUCUCAAGCAUCCUGGUAUAUUUUAUGUUUCGAACAAAUAUCAGAUUUAUACUGUUCUUCUUAGGGAAGGAUACAGUGGCUCCGAAUUGAUUGAAAAGGAUCCGCUCGUUGUUGUGAAGGAAAAGUUUGGGGAAUUAAUGCAGGAAGGACUUCAUGAGUAUAACCGAAGGCACUACCUAAUGAACUUAGAAAAGAAGAAGAAGAUGAAGAAAGGUAUUGUAGCUGUUAGGCAAGAAAGAAUGAAGAGAGGCAGCCAUGAGAAUGCUAACGAAGAUGAUGAAAGUGGUCAUCUUGGAGGCAUAUUUGAUGCCGAGGAAAGGAAAAGAUUUUACAACGUUCUCUUUGAUGACAAUGCUAAAUGAAAUUUUGGAUGCCUUUUGUUACUAAUUAAUGCAACUGAGAAUGAGAUCUUUUGCCUGUGGACCUCUUUUUCACUCAAGGUAUCUUACGUUGGUGGCCUUUCUGGUGAUGAGACAAGCUUGCAACCGUGCAUGAAAGUGGAUUUAAAGUAAGAACUUUCCUCUCUUUUAUAUGCUUUGCCCUUAUAGUUCUUUACUCAAUAGUUCUGUAUUUUGCUGCCUGUAUUUCUUGAGAUAUGAAUUAUGUAAUUUACAAUAGAUAGAUAGAAACGUUGGAUUUGCAAAAAUUGGAUUAUUGGGACCUAAUAAGCACCUAGUUACGUGAAGAUUCGGAAGUAUGCUGGUAAUCAGACUUUUGUAGAUGAAGAAUCUUCUUUUGUAUCAAGAGAGUGACAUGUUAAAUUGGCACUGUAAAUAAGAGAUUAGAAAUUCUGCAAACUGGUCGGUAUAUGAGAAGUUGUAAGGCGACAGGCGGUUUUAUUGUUGAUGCAAUGGUGGAAAUAACUGCUGCUUCAAAAUUGGGGGCCAUUGCAUAUGAUAAAUUGAUGACAUGCUAACACUAUACCUUUAUGCUCUGGAUUUUAUUUUAAACCCCACAUCAAGAGGAACUUUUGUAUGACUAAAGAGCAAUAAACGAUUAGCAUGGGCACAGGGAAAGUUUAGAGCCUCCACAACUUCAGUCUGAUCAGGAUGCUGUGCUUUGUGUGCACUUCUUCU